AGUGUUACAGCAAAACAUCGAACAUCAGUCGGCUUUGACAGCUUGAAGUGAUCUUCUAACGUCUAAAAACACAGACCACGUUCAUAAUGAAAUCGCUGGUGGUGUUCGUUGCUGCGUUGGCGCUGGCGGCUGCCGCACCUAGCGGUGAGCCUGGCCUGAAGAAGAGGUCUGUUGGACAUGCUGUCGCCUACACUGUACCCACAUCCGUGCUUGCAACUCAGGUAGUCGAGCCCGUGGUGUACUCCAGUCCUUCCGUCUACGCUCCCGCUGCUACAGUAUACUCGACCGGGUCAGCCGUGUCUCACCAAUCAAGAGUGGACGUGCGCACUUCUCCUGCUGUGGUCGCCACCUCUCCUGCAGUGGUCUCCGCUUCUCCCGCCGUGGUUGCCGCGGCGCCCGCUGUGGUUGACGCUCGCACAGUGUACUCUGCGCCCCUAUACGCCGCUCCCGCCGCUGUCUCCCACCAGUCUCGCUACGAUGUGCGCAGCUCCCCGGCGCUCUUGACCGAGCAGGUGGUAGCUCCUGCCGUUUACAACCAACAUCUUGUGGCAGCGCCUGCUGUCGUCGACGCUCGCUCGCUCUGGACCCCAUCAGUCUACGCUACUUCUUGGUAAACAUUGUAACUACAUAAAAUAAAAAAAAUAUCGUUGAAUUUAUUUUAACCUUUUAAGUUUGGUUCUUAAUGGCUUAAAAUGGAUUCAUGAUUUUGUAAAUUUCAAAUCCAUACCUACCGUUUUAAAUAAAAUAUUUUACUUUCA
This is a messenger RNA of Papilio xuthus (Asian swallowtail), 758 nucleotides long. The record is from RefSeq and is a predicted model, not a curated record. Lineage: Eukaryota; Metazoa; Arthropoda; Insecta; Lepidoptera; Papilionidae.